Messenger RNA from Eupeodes corollae, 7629 nucleotides. RefSeq names its product spectrin beta chain (gene beta-Spec). Gene Ontology annotation, biological process: actin cytoskeleton organization; neuron development. Gene Ontology annotation, cellular component: plasma membrane; cortical actin cytoskeleton; cell projection. NCBI's taxonomy places the organism in Eukaryota, Metazoa, Arthropoda, Insecta, Diptera, Syrphidae. The record is from RefSeq and is a predicted model, not a curated record. Bases 224 to 7300 code for a protein of 2358 amino acids. The transcript is spliced from 10 exons. Gene Ontology annotation, molecular function: actin filament binding; structural constituent of cytoskeleton; phospholipid binding.
GCUGAAUGUAAUCUUAAAAAAAAUUAGUCAUUGUUCGUUGUUGCUACGUAUCUUCUCUACAUUUUAAAAGAAAAUAUAUAUAGAGAAAAGAGCGAUAAUCGAGAAAAUAGAAGAAAAAAUUUGAUAUCUAACGAAACGAAUAAAAAAAGUUAAUCACGCACAUAUAUAUAUACCAUUAAAACUAUUGUACUUUUCCAAAGGAUAAAUACAAACGAAAAAAACAAUGACUACGGACAUAUCGGUUGUUCGUUGGGAUCCUAGCCAGGGGCCAGGUUCCGAAUACAUAGACGAAUACGAAUACGAUGGUGGGAAUUCCAGUUCACGUUUGUUUGAGCGUUCACGCAUUAAAGCACUUGCCGUAGAACGUGAAACAGUACAAAAGAAGACUUUUACCAAGUGGGUAAACUCACAUUUAUGCCGAGUAAACUGCAGGAUAGCUGACCUGUAUGUAGAUAUGCGAGAUGGCAAGAACUUAAUCAAGUUACUAGAAGUGCUAUCUGGCGAAAGACUGCCAAAACCAACAAAGGGAAAAAUGCGGAUUCACUGCUUAGAAAACGUAGACAAAGCUUUGCAGUUCUUAAGAGAUCAGAGGGUGCAUUUAGAGAAUAUUGGUUCACACGAUAUCGUUGAUGGCAAUGCAUCUUUAAAUUUAGGUUUGAUUUGGACAAUCAUCUUAAGAUUUCAGAUUCAAGAUAUUACAAUCGAAGAAGUCGAUAACAAGGAGACAAAAUCUGCUAAGGAUGCUCUUUUGCUUUGGUGUCAAAUGAAAACUGCCGGUUAUCAUAAUGUUAAUGUACGCAACUUCACAACUUCGUGGCGUGAUGGGCUUGCUUUUAAUGCAAUCAUUCACAAACAUCGCCCGGAUCUUGUUCAAUUUGAAAAACUCUCAAAAUCUAACGCAAUCCAUAAUUUAAACAAUGCAUUUAAUGUAGCUGAAGACAAACUUGGCUUGGCAAAAUUGCUAGACGCUGAAGAUGUCUUUGUUGAACAUCCAGACGAGAAGUCAAUCAUUACUUACGUUGUAACAUAUUACCAUUAUUUCAGCAAACUUAAGCAGGAAACAGUUCAAGGCAAACGCAUUGGCAAGGUAGUUGGAAUUGCGAUGGAAAAUGAUAAGAUGAUAAGUGACUACGAAGGUUUCACAACUGAUCUUUUAAAAUGGAUUGAGUCAACUAUAAAAUCUUUAAGCGGACGUGAGUUUGAAAAUUCGCUAAUUGGAGUCCAAGGUCAGCUGUCGCAAUUCUCAAACUACCGUACAGUGGAGAAACCACCUAAGUUUGUUGAGAAGGGUAACUUAGAGGUUUUGUUGUUCACACUUCAGUCAAAGAUGAGAGCUAACAACCAGAAGCCUUACACUCCCAAGGAAGGUAAGAUGAUUUCCGACAUUAACAAGGCUUGGGAACAUUUGGAAAAGGCUGAGCACGAACGUGAACUGGCUCUACGUGAAGAGCUGAUUAGACAAGAAAAAUUGGAGCAGCUAGCAGCGCGAUUUGAUCGCAAAGCCUCUAUGCGUGAAACAUGGCUGUCAGAAAAUCAAAGGUUGGUAAGCCAGGAUAACUUUGGUUUUGAUUUGGCAGCAGUAGAAGCAGCGGCUAAAAAACACGAGGCUAUUGAGACGGAUAUAUUUGCUUAUGAAGAGCGUGUUCAAGCUGUUGUUGCAGUUUGUGAUGAACUUGAAGCUGAGAAGUACCACGACAUUAAGCGUAUCCUACUGAGAAAGGAGAAUGUUAUGCGAUUAUGGAACUACUUACUGGAGUUGCUACGAGCUCGUCGCAUGCGUUUGGAAAUAUCUUUGCAGCUACAACAAAAUUUCCAAGAAAUGCUCUACAUUUUAGACAAUAUGGAGGAAAUCAAACAACUAUUGCUUACUGAUGACUACGGCAAACAUUUGAUGGGUGUAGAAGAUCUUUUGCAGAAGCAUUCUUUGGUAGAAGCAGACAUUAACGUGUUGGGUGAACGUGUAAAGGUGGUUGUGCAAAAUUCACAAAAAUUCCUCAGUGAUGAUCCUGAUUCAUACAAACCAUGUGAUCCUGAGAUUAUUGUAAGUCGUGUACAACAGCUUGAGGACGCUUAUGCAGAAUUAGUGCGCUUAGCUGUAGAGAGACGCAGUCGUUUAGAAGAGAGUCGAAAAUUAUGGCAAUUUUAUUGGGAUACUGCAGAUGAAGAGAAUUGGAUUAAAGAAAAGGAACAAAUUGUUAGUGCCGAUGAGGUGGGUCAUGACUUGACUACAGUUAAUCUUCUUUUAAGCAAACACAAGGCAUUGGAAUCAGAAAUAACGUCACACGACAACCAGUUGCAAAGUGUGGCCAAGGUUGGAGCUGAGCUCAUAACCGAAGGCCACUUUGGAGCCGAUCGUAUCAAGGAUCGUUUAAAGGAGAUACUUUCUAAAUGGGAUCAUCUUCUCGAUCUUACGAAAUACCGACGGCAGAGACUAGAAGAUGCGGUUGAAUACUUUCAACUAUUUGCUGAUGCUGAUGAUAUCGACAACUGCAUGUUGGAUACAUUACGGCUUGUUUCUAGCGAGGAUGUCGGUCGUGAUGAGGCAAACGUGCAAUCAUUAUUAAAGAAACACAAAAUCGUUGCUGAUGAGCUGGCUAACUAUGAAGAAGCAAUACAAGCUUUACACAAAAAUGCUGACAAGCUGAGCCUUAGUUCGCCAGAAAAGGAAAAAGUUGAUGAGCGCACUAAAGCAAUUGACUCUAGAUUUUCAGAGUUAUCAGAAUUGGCAAAACUCAGGAAACAGCGUCUAUUGGAUGCCCUUAGCUUGUACAAACUUAUGUCUGAGGCUGACGGAGUUGAACAGUGGAUAAACGAAAAAACUAAAAUGUUGGACACUAUGACACCAGGCAAAGAUAUCGAAGAUGUUGAAAUCAUGAAGCAUCGCUAUGAUGGUUUCGAUAAGGAAAUGAACGCAAAUGCUUCAAGAGUUGCCGUUGUCAAUCAGUUAGCAAGGCAAUUGUUACACGUUGAACAUCCAAACUCAAAUGAAAUACUUGAUCGGCAGAAUCAUCUCAACCAAGAAUGGUCCAGCUUAAGAGAGAAAGCUGAGGCAAAAAGAGAUGAUCUUAAAUCGGCACAUGGAGUACAAACGUUUUACAUUGAAUGCCGUGAAACAAUAUCAUGGAUUGAGGAUAAACAAAGAAUUCUUACGGAAACAGAUUCGUUGGAAAUGGAUUUGACUGGAGUAAUGACUUUGCAACGUCGUCUAAGUGGAAUGGAGCGUGACUUAGCUGCCAUCCAGGCCAAGCUUACUAGUUUAAGUAAAGAGGCUGAUGAUAUUGAAGCUGAACACCCAGAGGAAGCCAAAAUAAUACGCGAACGCAUUGCACAGAUCCAACUCAUAUGGGAACAACUAACACAGAUGCUAAAAGACCGAGACUCUAAAUUGGAAGAAGCCGGGGAUUUGCAUCGUUUCUUGCGUGAUCUAGAUCAUUUCCAGACUUGGUUGACAAAAACCCAAACAGACGUUGCCUCUGAAGAUACCCCUGCAUCCCUCCCUGAAGCAGAAAAACUUCUCAACCAACAUCAAUCCAUCCGAGAAGAAAUUGAUAAUUAUACGGAAGACUACAAAAACAUGAUGGAGUAUGGAGAACGACUAACAUCCGAACCAGGUACAACAGAGGAUCCACAAUACAUGUUCUUAAGAGAGCGUUUGAAUGCCUUGAAAGAAGGAUGGGAGGAACUCCAUCAAAUGUGGGAAAAUCGCCAAGUACUACUGUCACAAAGCUUAGAUCAACAGUUGUUCAAUAGAGAUGCCCGACAAACUGAAGUAUUGCUUAGCCAGCAGGAGCAUUUCUUAAGUAAGGAUGAUACACCAGUAAAUUUGGAACAAGCUGAAAACCAACUUAAGCGCCAUGAAGCGUUCCUUACCACAAUGGAUGCAAAUGAUGAUAAAAUUAACACUCUUAUUCAAGUCGCAGACACCCUUGUGGACAAAGAACACUUUGAUUCUGAUAAAAUUCACAAAAGGGCUGAAUUAAUUGGCGAAAGGCGUGACGGUAAUCGGGUGCGGGCCAUCGAACAACAUGAAAAGCUCCGCAAUCAAGUUAAACUCCAUGAAUUUCUUCAGGAUUUGGAGGAACUUAAUGAAUGGGUGCAAGAAAAGUACGUUACAUCUCAAGAUGAGACAUACCGCAGUGCAAAAACCAUUCAUUCUAAGUGGACUCGUCAUCAAGCAUUCGAAGCUGAAAUUGCAGCUAACAAGGAACGUCUUUUUGACGCUGAAAAAGCUGCUAAAGAAUUGAUGGAAGAGAAACCCGAAUUCAAGGAAGUUAUUUCACCAAAACUUAAAGAGCUUUCUAAGCAGUUUGAAGAUCUUGAGACACACACUAAAGAAAAAGGGGCGAUGUUGUUUGAUGCGAAUCGUGAGGUUCUCGUUCAGCAAACAUGUGAUGAUAUUGAUUCAUACAUUACUGAUUUAGAAAAACAAAUAGUUAAUGCUGAUACUGGUAAUGAUUUGACUUCAGUAAACAUUCUCAUGCAAAAACAACAAGUAAUUCAGACCCAAAUGGCUGUAAAAGCCCGACAGGUUGAGGAGAUAGAUAAACAAACUGAAUACCUUCAAAAGACUGUUCCAGACGAGAAAUUUGAACCGAUUAUUCACAAGAAGACCGCUGUAUUAGAGAGAUUUGAACGGAUUAAGGCACCGUUAGUUGAACGUCAGAUCCAAUUGGAAAAGAAAAAGGAAGCCUUCCAAUUUUGUCGUGAUGUAGAAGACGAGAAACUUUGGAUUCAUGAAAAAUUACCUGUUGCAAAUUCAAUGAACUAUGGCAAUUCUCUGUUCAAUGUUCAUGUCCUUAAGAAAAAGAACCAAUCUUUAGCAACUGAAAUUGAUAAUCAUGAGCCAAGGAUAAUGGCUAUUUGCACUAAUGGACGAAAACUAAUCGACGAGGGACACGAAGAUGCAGAGAAAUUCGAAAAUCUUAUUAAGGAGCUAACUCAGAAUUGGCAAGAGCUAAAAGAUUCCAUUGACAACCGUCGGAAGCAAUUGGAUCAGUCUGAGCAUGUCCAACAAUAUUUCUUCGAUGCUCAGGAGGCUGAAUCGUGGAUGAGUGAACAAGAGCUAUAUAUGAUGGUCGAAGAUCGUGGAAAGGAUGAGAUUAGCGCUCAGAAUCUUAUGAAAAAGCAUGAGAAUCUUGAACAAUCAGUAGAAGAUUACGCUAAUACGAUUCGUCAAUUGGGAGAAGUUGCCCGUCAAUUGACAGCCGACGAUAUUCCAUUUGGAGAUAGUGUAGCUGUGAAGCAAUCGCAAUUAGAUAAACUCUAUGCUGGACUUAAAGACCUCGCUGGUGAGAGACGUGCAAGAUUAAACGAAGCUCUUCAGCUGUUCAUGUUGAAUCGUGAAGUUGAUGAUUUGGAACAAUGGAUUACUGAUCGUGAAGUUGUAGCUGGAUCUUCUGAACUUGGUCAGGAUUAUGAUCAUGUAACGCUUUUGUCCGAACGUUUUAGGGAGUUUGCUCGGGACACCGAAUCUGUAGGAGGAGAGCGUGUUGCUAAAGCCAAUGGUAUCGCUGAUGACCUCAUAAAGGCGGGCCAUUCUGAUGCUGCUACAAUUGCGGAAUGGAAAGAUAGUCUAAACGAAUCAUGGCAGGAUCUUUUAGAACUAAUUGAAACACGGACACAAAUGUUGGCCGCUUCGAGGGAGUUGCAUAAGUUCUUCCACGAUUGCAAAGAUGUUCUAAGUCGAAUUGUUGAGAAACAACAUGGGGUAUCUGAUGAACUUGGACGUGAUGCUGGAUCUGUAUCAGCUCUACAACGCAAACAUCACAAUUUCAUGCAAGACCUCAUGACACUUUACACCCAAGUACAGCAAAUUCAAGAAGAAUCUGCCAAACUUCAAGAUUCAUAUGCUGGCGACAAGGCUAAAGAAAUUACAAACCGCGAACAAGAAGUACUGCAGGCUUGGUCGAAUCUUCAAGCUAUGUGCGAUGCCAGAAAAAUGAAAUUAGCAGAUACUGGCGAUCUGUUCCGGUUCUUCAAUAUGAUCAGAAUUCUCAUGAUUUGGAUGGAAGAUGUUGUAAGACAAAUGAACACAUCAGAAAAACCACGAGAUGUGUCUGGCGUUGAACUUUUAAUGAAUAACCACCAAAGUCUGAAAGCAGAAAUAGAUACGAGAGAAGAUAAUUUUUCGGCUUGCUUAUCUCUGGGUAAAGAGCUGCUGUCGAGAAGUCAUUAUGCAUCGGCUGAUAUCAAAGAUCGUUUAUUGCAAUUGACUAAUAGCCGAAAUGCUUUGCUUAACCGAUGGGAAGAACGGUGGGAGAAUCUGCAAUUGAUAUUGGAAGUAUACCAAUUUGCUCGAGAUGCUGCGGUUGCUGAGGCAUGGUUGAUUGCACAAGAACCAUAUUUGUUGUCAGCAGAGUUGGGCCAUACAAUUGACGAAGUCGAAAAUUUAAUUAAAAAACAUGAAGCAUUUGAAAAGUCAGCGGCUGCACAGGAAGAACGUUUCAGUGCACUUGAGCGAUUAACAACGUUUGAACUCAAAGAAAUGAAACGACGACAAGAAUUGGCCGAAGAAGCUGAACGACUACGCUUACGCGAGGAAUUAGCAGCUAAGGCUGCAGCUGAAGCAGCUGAACAAGCUAAAAGAGAAGCCGAAAAUCAAGAUUCCUUAGAUGCAGCUUCACCCGAUCAAGAUAACGUAAUUUUGAGAUCGUCGCCUACAUUGGAAAAAGAAGCUCCCACCACCACCCAAUCAGAAACUCAUUCGGAAACCAAACCACGCAUUAAACGUCAUAGCCUCAAUGGAACUAUACGUAUUGGGAGCCGUUCACGUUCGAAAAGUCCAUUUAGGAGUUUUCGAUGGAAGCGUAGUUCCUCAAAACUGGGUUCAGAUGAUGAUGAAGAACGGACGAGCCAGGCUUUCGAGGAAGGUGUUGAAGGUUAUUUAACAAGAAAACAUGAGUGGGAGUCCACCACAAAGAAGGCUUCAAACCGAUCAUGGGACAAGGUUUAUUUAGUUGCCCGCGCAGGUCGUCUCACGUUCUAUAAAGAACAAAAAGGUUACAAAUCCAAUCCAGAAAUUACUUUCCGUGGCGAACCUAGUAUGGACCUACAGGGUGCCUCUAUUGACAUCGCUAGCGAUUACUUGAAGAAAAAACAUGUUCUGCGAAUAAAGCUCUCAAAUGGUGGAGAAUUUUUAUUACAAGCACAUGAUGACUCUGAAAUGAGCCAAUGGGUGAACGCGCUAAAAGCACAGAGCGACCAAUUAUCUAUUGCUGAAGGCCGCUCCCAAACUCUUCCAGCGACAUCGCAGAAGGAUGAACCAAAACGCCGUUCAUUUUUUACUCUUAAAAAGAAGUAAUUAAUUUAAAAAUUAAAAGAUAAAUAUACAAAAAGUAUGAAACAAAAAUUUAGAAGUUAAAACUAUUUUUAAAAAACGAAAUAAGUAAAAUUAAUUAAUAUUAUAAAUUUAUUUAUGGACCCUUCAUAUUUACUAAAAAAAAUAUCAUUAUAUUUUAUUGCCUUCCCAGCUGUCUUUUAUUUUAUUUUCUACUUUAAGAAUAGCUCUUCAAGCGUAUUAAAAUACACAUAUAUAAAAAAGCUAUACAAAUAGGUUUAUAAUUUAAAAACAUGAACAAACAUACAAAAUAUAGAAAAAGAUAUAAAUAAAUAUUUAUCUCCAUCUUUCAA